Molecule: messenger RNA, 3015 nt
Organism: Cynocephalus volans (Philippine flying lemur)
Lineage: Eukaryota; Metazoa; Chordata; Mammalia; Dermoptera; Cynocephalidae
Gene: CARD14
Product: caspase recruitment domain family member 14
Exons: 20
Coding region: 1-3015 (1004 amino acids)
Biological process (GO): regulation of apoptotic process
Cellular component (GO): cytoplasm
Molecular function (GO): CARD domain binding
Source: RefSeq, a predicted model, not a curated record
AUGGCAGACCUGUGCCGCACGGACUCUGCACUGACGGCGCUGGACGAGGAGGUGCUGUGGGAGAUGAUGGACAGCCACCGCCACAAGAUCGUGCGAAGCAUCUGCCCCAGCCGCCUCACGCCCUACCUGCGCCAGGCCAAGGUGCUGGGCCAGCUGGACGAGGAGGAGGUGCUGCACGGCCCCAGGUUCACCAACAGCGCCAUGCGAGUCGGGCACUUGCUGGAUUUGCUGAAGACUCGAGGGAAGAACGGGGCCAUCGCCUUUCUGGAGAGCCUGAAGUUCCACAACCCCGACGUCUACACCCUGGUGACCGGGCUGCAGCCUGACGUUGACUUCAGCAACUUCAGUGGCCUCAUGGAGACGUCCAAGCUGACCGAGUGCCUGGCCGGGGCCAUCAGCAGCCUGCAGGAGGAGCUGAGCCAAGAGAAGGGGCAGAAGGAGGCACUGCAGCGUCAGUGCCAGCGGCUGCAGGAGCGCCUGGGCCUGGCCGAGGCCCGCGCCCAGGACCUGCACCAGCUGGAGGCCGACCACAGGCGCAUGAAGAGCGAAGUCAGCACCCACUUCCACGAGGUGCUGAAGCUGAAGGACGAGAUGCUCAGCCUGUCGCUGCACUACAGCAACGCGCUGCAGGAGAAGGAGCUGGCCGCCACGCGCUGCCGCAGCCUGCAGGAGGAGCUGUAUCUGAUGAAGCAGGAGCUGCAGCGGGUGAACAUGGUUUCUUCCUGUGAGCGGGAAUUUCGAGAGCGAUCCCUGAAGAUGGCCAGUGACCUGGAGUCUGGAGUGGGGGAGCUGGACCGCCUGAGGGGAGAGAAUGAGAAACUGCGCUCCCUGACUUUCAGCCUGGUGGAGAAGGACAUUCUGGAGCAGAGCUUGGACGAGGCCCGGGAGAGCAAGCAGGAGCUGGUGGACCGCAUCCACUCGCUGAGGGAGCGGGCCGUGGCCGCAGAGAGGCAGCGCAAGCAGUACUGGGAAGAGAAGGAGCAGACCCUGCUGCAGUUCCAGAAGACCAAGAUGGACUGCGAGCUGCUCAAGGAGAAGGUGAACGCCCUGCAGAGCCAGGUGGCCGAGUUGCAGAAGGAGCGUGACCAGGCCUACUCAGCCAGGGACAGAGCCCAGAUGGAGAUUUCUCAGAGCCUGACAGAGAAGGACUCCCUUCGCAGGAAAGUGUUCGAGCUGACCGACCAGGUCUGUGAGCUGCGCACACAGUGCUGCAAGCUGCAGGAGGAGCCUCCAGGUGCGCCUGAGCAGGAAAAGGGGGCCAGGGACCCCUGUCCGCGGGGGAAGCAGCGGCUGGUGCGUAUGCAUGCCAUCUGCCCGCGGGACGACAGCGACGGCAGCCUCUUCAGCUCCACCGAGUCUCAGCUCUGGUCGGACCUGAGCGCCACGUCCAGCCGUGAGCUGGCGGACAGCUUCCGCUCCAGCAGCCCUGUGCCUCCCAGCCAGCAGUCCCUAUACAAGCGGGCAGCAGAGGACUUCUGGGAAGUCCCCUGGCCUUCAAGAAGCUUCCGGGACUUCCUGGAAGUAGACCUGGGAGCCUCCCUGGGAGCUAAGGCGGGAGACGCAGACCUGGAUUAUGAGAUCCUAGACAAGGCAGACAUUCCCCAGCUGGAGAGCAGCCUGCAGCCAUUCUCCUCUGGAAGCCUGGAUGUCUCAGAAAGCAGCAUCCCUGUGCGGCGGCGACCAGCCCGCAGGAUCCUGAGCCAGGUCACGGUGCUGGCGUUCCAGGGGGAUGCGUUGCUGGAUCAGAUAAGCAUCAUCGGCGGGAACCUCACGGGCAUCUUCAUUCACCGGGUCACCCCGGGCUCGGCAGCAGACGAGAUGGCCUUGCGCCCGGGCACCCAGAUUGUGAUGGUUGAUUAUGAGGCCUCGGAGCCCCCGUUCAAGGCCGUCCUGGAGGACACCACCCUGGAACAGGCCGUUGCGCUUCUCGGGAGGGUGAACGGCUUCUGCUGCCUAUCUGUGAAGGUCAACACAGAAGGCUACAAGAAGCUGGUCCAGGACCUGGAGGCCAAUGUGGUCACCUCUGGGGACUCAUUCUACAUCCGGGUCAACCUGGCCAUGAUGGACAGGGCAGAGGGGCAGCUGCAGGUGCGCUGCAAUGACGUCCUGCACAUCACCGACACCAUGUUCCGGGGCCGCAGCUGCUGGCACGCCCACCACGUGAGCCCCUACUCCAUGCAGGACACUGAGCACGGCACCAUUCCCAACUACUCACGGGCUCAGCAGCAGCUCAUAGCCCUCAUCCAAGGCAUGACCCAGCCGUGCACACCCUCCCGCAAGCAGUCGUCUGGGGGGCCGCAGAAGUUGGUCCGCAUCGUCAGCUUGGACAAAGCCAAGGCCAGCCCUCUGUGCUCGUCCUUUGACGGGGCACAGUCAGACCCCGGCAGGGUGGAAGAAUCCCCCACCACGUGCUUCUGGGCUGAGAGCUGCUUCACGCUGGUGCCCUACACGCUGGUGCACGCCCACAGACCCACCCGGCCCCGGCCCGUGCUCUUCGUGCCCAGGGUGGUUGGGAAGAUCUUGAGCGAGAAGCUGUGCCUCCUCCAGGGGUUUAAGAAGUGCCCGGCAGAGCACUUGAGCCAAGAGGAGUAUGACACCUGGAGCCAGAGAGGGGACGUCAUCCAGGAGGGGGAGGUGUCUGGUGGCCGCUGCUGGGUGACCCGCCAAGCUGUAGAGUCCCUCAUGGAAAAGAACACGCACGCCCUCCUGGACGUCCGGCUGGACAGCGUCUGUGCCCUGCACAGGGUGGAGAUUUUCCCCAUCGUUGUCCACGUCUCUGUCAAUGAGAAGGCAGCGAAGAAACUUAAGAAAGGCCUGCAACGGCUCAGCACCUCGGAGGAGCAGCUCCUGGAGGCAGCCAGGCAGGAGGAACGAGACCUGGACAAAGCACCCUGUCUGUACAGCAGCCUGGCCCCUGACGGCUGGAGUGACCUGGAUGGCCUGCUCAGCUGUGUCCGACUGGCCAUCAGCGACGAGCAGAAGAAGGUGGUGUGGACAGAGCAGAGCCCCCAGUGA